This is a messenger RNA of Penicillium expansum, 414 nucleotides long. RefSeq lists its product as uncharacterized. The coding region runs from base 1 to 414 and encodes 137 amino acids. Lineage: Eukaryota; Fungi; Ascomycota; Eurotiomycetes; Eurotiales; Aspergillaceae. The transcript has a single exon. The record is from RefSeq and is a predicted model, not a curated record.
AUGCUACCAAAACCAUGCCCUAGAACUACCAACUUCAUCCUCUGGCGCUUCCUGGAAGAAAUGGAAACACCUGACCCAAGAAAUUAUACCGAGAUACCAAAGCAAAAGAGGAAAAGGCCUGCCCAUCAAGAUUCCAACCAGCGUCCGGUCAAGGUCCCGAAGCAGUCCAUUCCUAAGACCCCGCAACCUCGACGUAUGAUGACAAGAUCUCGCAAAUCUGGAGACCUAUUAGGUCCGUCACCCACGACAGUUCCUCCGGGCUCGCAUUCUCCACCUUCCCCAGCCCCCAAAACACCAAAGUCAGCGCAGUACAACGGAUGCCGUUAUCGCAAACGUCGGUUUGAGCUGUGGGUUCAGAAAAUGUUGAAGUCUGAGUCGGACCCGACCAAGAAGCAGGAGGUGCUGGAGGAAUGA